GCCUGUUGAGGGCGUCUAUGUGUUCCAAUUUUCAAUUGGUUUUUUUACUUCUUUCUCAGUAACCGACAGGGCAAGUGAAAACCCGUAGUUUUUAAGAAUUUUUUUAGCUUGACACUUGUAAACUUAUAAUAUCUGUCUUAUUGUUAGUUUGUUACUUGAGCAUUGGGGUACCUCACUAAAUAAUUUUUUUCUGUUAAUGAUUUUUCGGUUUUGCUGUAAAAUAUGUUUGGUGUGACAUGUAAAAAUUUUCAAGCACAAACUACAAAAAUGGGUGGCUCAGCCACCGGAGCCACCAGUACAGUGGCCGGAGUUGGUGGUCUGGUGACUGGACCGUCAGCUCCAGCAACCCAACCACCAGAUGGGAGAAGAGCUACUGUGUGUUUUUUGUAAAAUUCUUUAUCAAGUUUUCAAGGUAGAAUGUUUUACAACAUUUUACAAAGGAUUUUAUGGUCAACAGAAAACAUUUUCAGGUUCAACCAAAUUUUAUAACGAAACAAUCACGGUAAAAUACUAAAAAAUAUUCAACAUUUUGCAGCGAAAUAAAUUCUGUUUUUCUUUUCUUUUUUUGCAUUUUGUCUUACAAAACCUGCGUGAGAGUUUUAGUUCUGAGAGUGGAUUAACUGCAUUGCCACUUAGAAUGCUGGGUUUAGAGAUUUAUUACUUUUGUGAAAGAUAGUGAGAAAUUGGUUUCAUUUAUUAGAUUGAGAAGGAAGUUUUAGGCUUUAUAUGUUUAAAUGGAUAUAAAAUCAGGGAAUACAUGGAAAAAAAAAUGCUUUUUGAUUAGGAUUGCUGUUAUAAUGAUUAUAACAUUGAUAAGAAACACUAUAUGAAAACUUACAUGUUUGGAGAGUGUGGAAAAAUUUAAUAUGAAUACUGCCUAGAAGGGAGCAUUGCAAUAACAAAACCUAUUUUUCUGGCAUUUCAAGAGGUUUAUACUUUAUUAGUUAUCUCUUUUUUAUGAACUUUCUUGCUACCCAAGCAAAGUAUGGAUUGAGAUUCUCCAGUGCAUUCUUAAGAAUCUGUAUAUCCUAGAAGCAAAAAUGAACUCUUUGUAUAUGUUAGUAAAAUCUUAUCCAUUAGACUUUUACUGAAAGUUCUUUUUACUAAAGGUUUGGGUUGGGUAGUGUGCUUUUGUUGUUUUGACUCAAUUAUAUAAAAAUGUAUGAAAACAUACAAAGCAUUAAUAUCAGGGAGUGACAAUUAAGAUUUAGUAGAAGUAACAUGGGAAUUCUUCAGCAGGAUGCAGCUAGAGGGUACUGCUGAUGCUACCUCCCCUAGUUACUGGUUGAAAUGGAGGGUCUUACUAUGUGCAGUGUGGGUAGUGAUGCCUCUGGUUAUAGCAUCAUUCAUGAUAUGGAAAUAUGAAAUUCUGGACCAUAUGAAAUCUGACAGAGCAGAAACUCACACAAACCAGAUUUCACAGUAUUGCAAAGCAUGGAGACCAUGUGUCAAAGAAAUUCACCCCAUUUGGCUUCUGGCUUUCCGAGUUUUUGCAUUCUGUUUGCUCUUGGGAACGCUAAUUGUCAAAGUUGUUGCCAAUGGAGGUCGCAUAUUUUACUAUUAUACUCAGUGGACUUUUACUUUGCUUAUAAUUUAUUUUGCGUGUGGAUCGUUGCUCUCAAUUUAUGGGUGUUACCACUAUCACCUGUUAAGCAGAAGGGAUUUAAAUGUUCAUUGUGUUGAGACAGAUGCUGAGCAAGGACCAUAUGUGCCUCUCACUCUCACAUACAGGGAAGCAACAAAUGUGUCCAAAGCUAGGAGAAUUUCAGAUCCCCAGGAAAAAAAUUGUGCAUUCCAAGCUGCAGCCAUUUUAAGUUACAUCUUUGAAGUCAUGUUCCAGAUGAAUGCUGGGGCAGUUAUGCUCACUGAUUCUGUUUAUUGGUGCAUUAUUUUUCCGUUUCUUACCACCCAAGAUUACAAUCUCAAUAUUAUUACCGUGAACAUGCAUACACUCAAUGCAGUUUUACUCCUUGGUGAUACAGCAUUGAAUUGCUUGCGGGUCCCUUUGUACCGGAUUUCAUUCUUUGUUAUAUGGACGGGAGUUUAUGUCAUUGUGCAGUGGAUUAUUCAUGCUUGUGUCUCAAUUUGGUGGCCUUACCCAUUUCUUGACUUGUCAUCACCAUAUGCUCCAUUAUGGUACUUGUUGAUAGCAUCAAUGCAUAUUCCUUGCUAUGGCGUUUUUUCACUAAUUGUGGAAUUAAAGCAUUAUUUGUUGUCAAAACGGUUUCCUCAGUCUUAUCAGUGUCAAAGAUAAGAAGACAUAUCAGCUUGAUUCCCUGUGAAGCCAAACAUAUUUUGAUCUGUGCCAGAGUCACAUUCAGGCUCUCUCUGUCGCAGGCGGGUAGUUGAAUGUGCUAAAUACUUUUUGAGGUUUCUUACCUCAAGAAUGAAACAGGAUAAAAAAUGUCAAGGGAUAACAGAACACAAACUGCGGACGUGGACAAACGCGAAUCCAAACAGCGCUUAGGACUUGUUAAAGCACCUUUUCUUUUUCUUUUUUUAAAUCUUUUGAUAUAUGAGGUGAUCUACAAAUUUUGGAUUCUGUUAAUUGCUUUUCCCAUUGAGCAGGCUGAUUUUAACCAAUCACUUACAGGCUUUUAAUUUCAAGUGAAUUUUGUAUAAGUCUUGCUUGUGCAGCUGUGCUAGAAAUAUUUCAUAAGUUUUCAUGAAAAGUAAAAUCCUAGAUUUAUUUA
Messenger RNA from Quercus robur (English oak), 2693 nucleotides. RefSeq lists its product as uncharacterized. The transcript has 8 exons. The record is from RefSeq and is a predicted model, not a curated record. The coding region runs from base 1241 to 2254 and encodes 337 amino acids. Lineage: Eukaryota; Viridiplantae; Streptophyta; Magnoliopsida; Fagales; Fagaceae. Gene Ontology annotation, cellular component: membrane.